UUCAGUGCUGCGUCGGCUGCGGAGGAAUGGAGAUCAUCAUUGUUGUUCUUCUGUUUGUUAACAGGUAAAUGUGCACAACUGACACAAAUAUAGCAAGAUAUGAGAUCGCUGAGAGUUCUGUGAUGAUGAGGGGAAAGUUGGCBGUUUAUUCCCAUGGUUGUAGUGUUAAAAUGUUAGUUAAUAUGAUUGGCUGGAGCAAGCUAGUAGCUAAGCUAACUUUUACACGUGGUGACAGGACUUGCAGGACAAUGCUGCUGUAAUUUUGUGUGUGCUAGCAGAAAUAAGAUGUAACUGGAUAAAUGUCUAUUAGAGUAAACUUAUAAAUGUUAUUGAAUGAGCAGCAGUUCAGUGCUGUGUCGGCUGUGGAGGAAUGGAGAYGCUCAUUGUUGCUCUUCUGUUUGUUAACAGCUAUCAACAAUAAAAUGAACCCGCAAUGAACACACUGAGUCUUAAUUCAAGUGUGCAACAAAUUUGGUGGCCCGUACGGGGAUCAACUGUGCUUUAAGGAAGACAGAGUGAGACUUCAGAGUCAGCACGCCAGUAAUGGAGUUGGAGCAACUACAGGACCAGCUGAGUGAGGYCCUGGUGCAGUUGAAAGUGGACCAACUACAAGAGGUGUGUUUUUAUGCAAAGGUCUCUGCUGAAAAUCAGACCAAAAAGCAUACGCUAAUCAGACUAUUAAGUGCAGCUKCUGAUGAUGCUAUUGAGAAUGAAGAAGAAGAAGUGGCUCUGGAAUUUCUCAACAGACUAAUAUCAAAAGCUAAAGAAGURAGAAAACAUGAGAUCUCACAGAAAGAUGAUGAAACUGUUGACAGUGAUGUUGCUGCUCUGGCGAGUUUGCAAGAACAAUAUGAAGCCUUACAGCUAAGUUUUCAAGCUUCAACCAAGAAGUUAGAGGAAGAAAUGACAAAGUUGGAAAACAAAGUGAAAAUUCAGGGGCCAGAUAAGCUUCCGAAACGACCAGUGAACCCUUUUGCAGCUAGCACACCUGAGGUUACUAUAAGAAGAGAUUUUAAAAUUAAUGGCCAAAUUGGUGAAAGGGGUCAGAAAGACAAACUUUCCUAUUCAAAUCUGAUGCAUCAGAUUGAUAUGGGGCUGAAAAGAAAUCACAGUGAAGGCGAGAUCAUUGAGGCUGUGGUCAGAGCUAUCAGUCCAGGUUUACCCCUUCGUGAUAUGCUGGAGAUAAAAACAGACCUCACUAUUGCACAGCUGAGGACAAUAUUAAA
Austrofundulus limnaeus is the source of this 1226-nucleotide messenger RNA. RefSeq lists its product as uncharacterized. The record is from RefSeq and is a predicted model, not a curated record. NCBI's taxonomy places the organism in Eukaryota, Metazoa, Chordata, Actinopteri, Cyprinodontiformes, Rivulidae.